Sporothrix brasiliensis 5110 is the source of this 972-nucleotide messenger RNA. RefSeq lists its product as uncharacterized. The record is from RefSeq and is a predicted model, not a curated record. Lineage: Eukaryota; Fungi; Ascomycota; Sordariomycetes; Ophiostomatales; Ophiostomataceae. The coding region runs from base 1 to 972 and encodes 323 amino acids. The transcript has a single exon.
AUGAAGUUCUGGGCACCCGCUCUACUGGCUACUCGCGCCGCUGCCUCGGCCGUCAUCGAACCGCAUCUGGUGCCCAUUGACAACAAGGUCAACCUAUUUGCCGACAACGGCCAUGCCAAGGGCGGCUUCCUCCACUCUCGCCACGGUGGUGGCAAUGACGAUGCCGCCGCGUCGCCUUCACACCCGCGGUUUACUAUCCCCACGUCGUAUGAGUCUGCUGUCCUGGCCCGCCGCAUCCUGUCGCUGACCCCUUUCGGUACUAUCUCUACUGUUUUCCCUCACGACGCUGCUGUCGGUGGCAGCUCCGCUCCUCCGGCUUUCCACACAUGGGAGAACCGCCCGGCCGGUCUUGGCGGCGUCCCUGUCGGCCUUCCCGAGUACCUGGCGGCCUGCGAAGAAGGCAACGAGGACGGAAGCGACAGCGAGAACGCCGGUAACCCGACCUUGCUGGCCAUCAGCAUUGCCACUACCUUCAAGAACGCCCGUGCCGGCUCCAACGUCAGCCUUGCCCUGCAGUGGGAGCCUCCGCACCCGCCGAGCCCGGCCCGCGUGUCUCUUGUGAGCGGCAUCCAGAAGCUGUUUGGCUAUGGCAAUGACAAGGACGAGUCGGAGGGCGUGGCCAAGGUUAAGCGCUUUCCUCCCUCAGUCGCCGCCCUUCCCCGCUUCUCGCUCAUCGGCUACCUCGAACCCAUCACCGGCCAGGACGCUCCCGACUCGGCCUUGGCGAAAUGCUUCAUCGCCUCGCAUCCCGACGCGAAGUACUGGCUGCCCGGCAGUCGUGUCCACCAGUCGGAGUGGCUGCGCCUGGUGGUGACGCACGUGUACUGGAUUGGCGGCUUCGGUGACCGGGCCUACAUUGGCUGGAUCCCCGUCGAGGAGUGGCGCAAUGUGUCGCGGGCCGAGUACGAGAAGGCUCAGCUCCCGGGCGAACACAACGGGUGGAAGGCCGGUGCUGUGGGCUACGAGUUGUAG